CCAUCUUUCCGUCUCUGCCCUAUUCUAUCGGUCUCUGUCCCUGUUUUCCGUUUCUCUCUGUCUGGAGGACCCCAACCGCCCUCGAGCGGGCUCAAACGCUUCGUCUAACAAUUAACUCGAUCUUUCAAUCCCCAUGUCUGCAGAAGACACACUCGGCGGUUUCGUAGAUGAGACCACAAGCCAACGGCAGCUCGCGCCGGUCGCAGUGGCCUCCCAGGUCGCGUUGAUGAGUGGCAUCUCGUUGGCGACGAUCGUCAUAUUCAACGUACUGCGCCCCAGAAACAAGAUCGUUUACGAGCCGAAGGUCAAGUACCACGUCGGCAACAAGGUUCCCCCACGCGCAUCAGACAGCUUCCUGGGAUGGGUGUCGCCACUGCUGCAUACAAAGGAGCCGGAACUAGUGGACAAAAUUGGUCUCGACGCGGCGAUCUACCUCCGCUUCGUCCGGAUGUGCCGCUGGCUGUUCACCGCGAUCGCCGUUCUCACCUGCGCCGUUCUCAUCCCCGUGAACGUGGUCUACAACCUCCGCACAGUGCCGAGCAAGAGUCGCGAUGCGCUGUCGAUGCUCACCAUCGGCGAGCUCAAGCACGAGUGGGUGAUCCCGCACGUAGUGGUCACGUACCUCAUCACGUUCCUCGUCAUCGGGUUCGUUUACGUGCACUGGCGCGAGGUCGUGCGGCUUCGGCGGGAGUGGUUCCGAUCGCCCGAGUACCUGCAGUCGUUCUAUGCGCGCACGCUCAUGGUCACGGACGUGCCGAAGAAGCUGCAGUCGGACGAGGGCCUUCGGGCGAUCUUCGAGUCUGUGCAGGUCCCGUACCCGACUACGUCGGUUCAUAUUGGCCGGAAGGUCGGUCGUCUGCCGGAGCUGGUCGAGUAUCACAACGACGCGGUGCGGGAGCUGGAGCAGGUGCUGGUGAAGUACUUGAAGGGCGGCAAGAUUGGCAAGAAGCGGCCCACGAUCACCGUCGGUUCGACCGUGGGCUGCGGCGGGGAGAAGAAGGAUGCCAUCGACCAUUACACGAACAAGCUGCAGCGGGCAGACCGCGCAGUGGAAGAGUUCCGGAAGCAGAUCGACCUGCGCAAGCCGGAGAACUACGGCUUCGCGUCCAUGGCUGCUGUCGCAUACGCACACAUUGUCGCGAAUAUGCUCCGCGGCAAGCAUCCGAAGGGCGUGACGAUUACCCUCGCCCCCAACCCAAAGGAUAUAGUUUGGAAAAACCUGGGCAGGAGUAAGGCCGAGAUCCGUCGCGCACAGACGAUCGGCUGGCUGUGGCUAAUCGCCAUCUGCACGUUCAACACGAUCCCACUGCUGAUCAUCUCAGUCCUCGCCAACUUGUCGUCACUCACCGCGUUCGUACCCUUCCUCGAGUCGUGGUCCGAGGAGUCGCCGCACUCGUUCACAUUCGUGUCCGGUGUGCUCCCGCCCGCCGUGUCUGCGCUCUUUGGAUGGGCACUGCCGAUCAUCAUGCGCAAGCUCACCAAGUUCAUGGGCGCGUACACGCAUUCGCGGAUGGACCGUGCCGUCGUGGCGCGCUAUUUCGCGUUCUUGAUCAUCUCGCAGCUCGUCAUCUUCACGCUAAUCGGCGUACUCUUCAAUGCGGCUACGAUCGUCAUUCAGUCGAUCGGCAAACAUCUCAGCUUUGUGGAGAUCAUGAACAGGCUGAAAGACAUUCCCGAGAACAUCAACAGCACAUACAUCAACCAAUCAUCGUAUUGGCUCACUUACUUCCCGCUGCGUGGUUUCUUGGUCUUGUUCGAUCUCGCUCAGCUGCUCAAUCUCGCCGUGGUCUUCUUCAAAACUCACUUCUUGGGCCGGACACCUCGUGAGAUUCGUGAAUGGACUCAGCCCCCAGAUUUCCAAUUUGCAAUAUACUACUCCAACUUGCUUUUCAUGGGUACCGUCGGAUUGUUCUUCGCACCGCUUGCACCGCUCGUGGCUGUUGCUGCUGCGAUCGUUUUCUGGAUCAGCUCCUGGGUGUACAAGUACCAGCUGAUGUUCGUCUUCGUCUCGAAGACGGAGAGUGGAGGGCGUAUGUGGAACGUCGUCAUCAACCGUCUGCUCUUCUCAGUCAUCCUCAUGCAGUGCAUCGUGAUUCUCACCAUCGGUCUGAAGUCCUCGUUCAAGUCGUUCUACUGGAUCGCGACUAUCCCUCCGAUCCUGUUCAUCCUCGCGUUCAAGUACUACAUUCACCGUGUCUUUCAGCCACAUUUCCGUUACUACAUGCCUUCCGAGUCGGAAUUGCGCGAGGCGCAGGUACACUCGCGGCGCAACGACGCGACCAACAACCGGCUCGAGAAGCGGUUCGGCCACCCAGCGCUCCACUCAGAGCUGUUCACGCCGAUGGUGCACGCAAAUAUGACACACUUGCUCCCGCAGGUGUACUCGGGCAAGGUUAGCAACGUACAAACGAAGGUGGAGGACAUGGGUGGUCAGAAGAUGGAUGCGACGAUGGUCGCUGGCGGUAUCAAGAUCGCCGGUAUCGAAGAGCGCGAUUUGGAGUACGAUCCCGCCUUGUACCAGCGCGACCGAGGAGACGACUGGGACACGCGGUCAAUUUCGUCGUCGAACUUGCUCUCAGAGUCGAAAGGAAUGUAUCCUGAUGCCGGGCGCGCCUCGCCUGCUCCGUCGAAGAUGGCGAAUUUCGACCGCUAUCUAGCGUAUGGUGCCCAACCGGAGAUCGAGAUGAACCGGCUGGACAUUCCGGAUAAUCAGCCAUUGCUGAACCAGCCUGCAAGCCCCGGAUACUUCGAUGCAAGUCUGGGCGCGAGCAGGAGUAACGUCAAUCUCGACUACGUCAUUACACCCCCCGAUGGCAGCCAGACUCCCCUCCUCCCCGCCGCGUACCCUAGCGAGGAAUACAGAGAGGCCCCUCUCCAUCGCCCUUACCCGUCUCAGGGAUACUCUAGCCAGUAUUCCCCGCCACAACAGUACACGCCCACCCAGCAAUACCCGCCUCAGCAGUACCAGCGACCACAACGAUAUCCAUCUCCUGCACCUUCUCAAAUCUUCUACCCCAGCCAAACUGGCGUGACUCCCCAACGAGCAUCCCCUGAAUCUGUCAUGAGCCAUCCACCAGUGCCGCCACCAGGACUCGAUGACGGCGAAAUGAACAUGGCCGGACGGGGUGCACAUAGAUCAUAAAGGACUGCCACCGCAGAGGACGGGAGCAGAACCAACGACGUUGUAGGCUUUAGGCGGGACGUGUCGAAUGUGCAUCUAUCAUAUAUGACGGGCUAGUUGUUUAUCUUUUGCUUUAUAUGUCACUAUCACCCACGUACAUUGUUGCAGUAUAGUUUUUGACCCGGACCUACAUUUCACUUUCACUUGCUCUCUUCCGGCGUCGUGUUCAAUCACCGCGGUUUGACAUGUUACUUGGACUUUUGAUCAGACCAGGUGCAGAGCUGCCACACAUGUUGGGGUGGAGGCAUGGGUACAUAGGCCAUGGACUUGCGAUUCGGACAUUCGCUCUACGUCUUAGGAGGUCUAGCUAUCGCGUUCCAACGCACCAACAUCAUGAGUCGUUGAUGGCAAACGACAGAGAGCGGACAAAAGCUGGCGGAGAUCCGCGCUACAGGCUUUCUCAGAUAAUGUACAAUUGUUCUCUAACAGUCCGCAUCAGGACCCCGUUCAACGCGCAGAGCAGGGGAUGGACAGCGCAACGACGAUUUGAUAGAUUGAGCGAAGUGGGGCGUCUGGACCGCGACCAAUUCCCGAAUGGAGGGCGCGAAGGUGAUACCGCUUUCCCACUGAGGGCUUUUCAAGGCGACGACGACGAUGAUGGUGGUAGGAUAUAUGGCCUGUGCAUCAUAAUUAGCUGUCAAUGUCAUCUUAAGC
This is a messenger RNA of Dichomitus squalens LYAD-421 SS1, 3835 nucleotides long. RefSeq lists its product as uncharacterized. Bases 134 to 3142 code for a protein of 1002 amino acids. Gene Ontology annotation, cellular component: plasma membrane. The transcript is spliced from 15 exons. NCBI's taxonomy places the organism in Eukaryota, Fungi, Basidiomycota, Agaricomycetes, Polyporales, Polyporaceae. The record is from RefSeq and is a predicted model, not a curated record. Gene Ontology annotation, molecular function: calcium-activated cation channel activity.